This is a messenger RNA of Aspergillus fischeri NRRL 181, 687 nucleotides long. RefSeq names its product sugar O-acetyltransferase. Gene Ontology annotation, molecular function: acetyltransferase activity. The coding region runs from base 1 to 687 and encodes 228 amino acids. The record is from RefSeq and is a predicted model, not a curated record. Lineage: Eukaryota; Fungi; Ascomycota; Eurotiomycetes; Eurotiales; Aspergillaceae. The transcript is spliced from 2 exons.
AUGGCAGCCAGCGAAAAGCGCCCCGAGAUCAUCGCACUCGCGCGCGAACUGAAAGACGUUCCGAUGUGCGAGGAAUACGAGCGCAUGGUCUCCGGCAUGAUGUACAAUCCCAACACGCCCAAACUACUCGAGGCACGGCACCGGUGUCGCGGGCUAACAGCCGACUACAACGGCCUGGACACGAAAACGGUGCCCUACGAUCAGAUUGCCGAGAAAAGGCUCGAGCUGCUCCGGCGCGUGGUCGGCAGAGUGGGCGACGGCACGUUUAUCGAGCCGCCGUUCAUGGCAGACUACGGAUGUAACAUCAUUAUCGGCAAAGGUUGUUUCAUUAAUUGGAAUCUCACUGUGCUGGACACCAGCCUCGUCGUCAUUGGUGACCGGGUCCAGAUAGGAACGAACGUCAGCAUCAUCACCGCCGGCCACGACACGAGUAUCCUGUCGCGGCGGAGGUAUGUGGAAUUCGGCCACCCGAUCUUCAUCGAGGAUGACUGCUGGAUUGGUGCGAAUGUCGUCAUUCUGCCUGGCGUGAGGAUCGGGCAGGGUUCGACGAUUGGCGCGGGCUCCAUCGUCACCAAGGAUAUUCCGCCCUUCUCUGUGGCAUUGGGGAGCCCGUGCCGGGUCAAACGGACGAUUCCAUCGGCGGAGGAGGAAGAGCAGGAUGAGACAAAUCCGUUUAGGAAUCUGUAG